AUGAACCCGUGUGGUGUGUUUCUCCUUUCACUGCUUACACUAGUGCAACUAAGUUUCUGUCUCAAGCCGGACGAACAAUUGAAGCAGACUAUAAGUAAACAUGGCUACCCGGUCGAACUACACAAAAUUGUAACCGACGAUGGGUACAUCUUAACAGUAUCACGAAUUCCUUCCCCUGGAAAACCUCCACUAUUGAUUGCACAUGGACUCUUCGGUUGCUCGGUGGACUCCGUCAUUCAAGGGCCAAACAAAUCUCUCGCAUUUAUGGCUUUCGAAUCCGGGUUCGACGUUUGGAUGGGAAACAAUCGUGGUACAACCUUUUCUAAAGCACACCAAUCACUGAAUGCCAACUCAAGAGAGUUUUGGCAAUUUAGUUUCCACGAACUCGGUUUGCUCGAUCUACCGGCGAUGGUAGACUACAUACUCAAACGGACACAAAGGAACCAACUGCAUUUCAUAGGCCAUUCUCAGGGAGCGACUCAGUUCCUGGUUCUGAACAGCAUUCGUCCAGCGUACAACGCUAAGUUUGCCAGUGUCCAUCUUUCCGCACCCGUAGCUUUCAUGCAUCACUCAACCACCCCAGCAGUCUUUCUCGCAGCUCGAUUGGAUGAACUGGAAGGAGCCGUUAAGACUCUGGGAAUCUACGAAAUCGCUGGUCGUGGUAAGAAUUCCUACAUGGACAUAAUCGCUUUUGGCGUCAAAACCGGAUUCAUCCCGACAGAUCUAGUAUUGCUGAAUAUGUGGUACUUCAUCGGAUACCAUGAUUCCGUCAAUCGAAGUAUGGUUCCGGAUUUGAUGCAGUACAGUCCGGCAGGAGGUUCCGCUUUUUCGUUGAUACACUACGUUCAGCUGUACAACGCAAAAUCUUUUCAACUAUACGACUAUAAAGCAAAUGGAAAUUUUCGACGUUACGGACGGAGAUACCCUCCAAUAUAUCCACUACACAAAAUCACCGCACCCGUGUCGCUGUACUACAGUACCUACGAUAGCCUGAACCAACCGGGGGAUGUGGAUGAGCUCGCCCGACGAUUGCCGAACGUGACGCGGAAAUUCAAGAUACCCGAUUCAAAGUGGAACCACUUGGACUUUCUGUACGCUUCGGAAGCCCAUCACGUCUACAGAAUCGUGCUGUCCGGGAUGAAGAAAGAUUGACUGUUCUCGUCCAAUUAAUACAUUGCAUUAUUUUAGCAAAAUUUUAAUUGGUCAAUUCGCUGCAGGGCCGGAAACUUGAGCUCGUUAAAAAAGAUAAACACUAAUUGUUCAUCCAGUGACAGUGAUGAGGGUCGGGUAUGCGAAAUUGGUAAUAAAAUAUCUACUUUUGGGCCAUACGCUAAUUGAGAGGUGCUGUUUAAAUAACUUAUUAGGAUUAUAUCUUAUUGUUAA
Topomyia yanbarensis is the source of this 1383-nucleotide messenger RNA. RefSeq names its product lipase 3-like. Gene Ontology annotation, molecular function: hydrolase activity, acting on ester bonds. The record is from RefSeq and is a predicted model, not a curated record. The transcript is spliced from 2 exons. Lineage: Eukaryota; Metazoa; Arthropoda; Insecta; Diptera; Culicidae. The coding region runs from base 1 to 1152 and encodes 383 amino acids.